Tricharina praecox is the source of this 854-nucleotide messenger RNA. Its product is annotated as Imidazoleglycerol-phosphate dehydratase-domain-containing protein. Bases 59 to 724 code for a protein of 221 amino acids. Gene Ontology annotation, biological process: L-histidine biosynthetic process. Gene Ontology annotation, molecular function: imidazoleglycerol-phosphate dehydratase activity. Lineage: Eukaryota; Fungi; Ascomycota; Pezizomycetes; Pezizales; Pyronemataceae. The transcript has 2 exons. The record is from RefSeq and is a predicted model, not a curated record.
UCCGCCCCUCCACCGCACCCGCACACCCGCCACACCACCACCGCACCCAACCCUCACGAUGUCCGCCCCCGACAUCACCCGCCGCACCGCGACCCUAAACCGUAACACGAACGAGACCAAGAUCCAAAUCUCACUCUCGCUCGACGGCGGCUCUUUGCAAUCUCUCGGUGGCGCCGCGGAAGAUGCGUCGCACGCUACACAGACCUCGGCCGCCCAGAGCAUCAACAUCAACUCCGGCAUCGGCUUCCUCGACCACAUGCUGCACGCCCUCGCAAAGCACUCCGGCUGGUCGCUGAGUCUCGCUUGUCAGGGUGAUUUGCAUAUCGACGAUCACCACACGGCCGAAGACUGCGCUUUGGCGCUCGGGAGCGCAUUCAAAGACGCCAUCGGCCCUAUCGUAGGGUACAAGCGAUUCGGCACCGGUUUCGCGCCCUUGGACGAGGCGCUUUCGCGCGCCGUCGUCGAUCUCUCGAACCGUCCCUGUGCCACUGUCGAUCUCAAGCUCAAGCGGGAGAGGAUCGGAGACCUGAGCUGCGAGAUGAUUCCUCACGUCCUGGCCAGUUUUGCCCAGAACGCAGGUAUCACUAUGCAUGUUGACGUGCUGAAGGGAGAGAAUGAUCAUCAUAAGGCCGAGAGCGCGUUCAAGGCGCUGGCGUUGGCGCUGAAGGAGGCGACUACGAGGACUGGGAGCAACGAUGUGCCUAGUACUAAGGGCGUGUUGUAAGUUGUGGGACUACUGUGUAUGUUAGGUAUUUGCAUUGGGAUUGGGAUUGGGAUUGGGGUUUGUUUUGGGUAGAUAUCACGGGAGCCAAAAAAGGUGAAGAGCAUAGAUCGUAAUUUGGUAAUCAAGAAGA